AUGGCUCUCCAAAUUGGAGGUGACCCGAAACGUAAAGAUCUGCCCGGUGCCCCAGAUCUGACCCAGACUUCAGCAUUGGGCCUGAGUGGCUUCCCAAUUACGAUCCGUGGGUUGGCGUGCAUCAGCCAUCCACGACUACCGCCGACCAUGAUUCAACCCAGCCUAGAUGCAUCGACCGUAUAA
Messenger RNA from Penicillium diatomitis, 183 nucleotides. RefSeq lists its product as uncharacterized. NCBI's taxonomy places the organism in Eukaryota, Fungi, Ascomycota, Eurotiomycetes, Eurotiales, Aspergillaceae. The record is from RefSeq and is a predicted model, not a curated record. The transcript has a single exon. The coding region runs from base 1 to 183 and encodes 60 amino acids.